UCAGUUAAUUACUUAAAGAUUUGUCGGUCUUCUUUAUGAGCAAUCUUAUCAAUAUCUGACUGAUAAAGAAAGCUGGUAGUUUCGAUGAAGCAUUUUGAACCUCCUUUUUAUAUAAUUAACCAACAGACCUGGUCAUGGUGUUUAACAGAGAGACCAUCCUUCCGAUCGCCCUGCUCGGAGUAUAUUUUCUACAAAUAUCUCAUGGCUACAUUGAGCCAAAAGAACCAGAAGAAGAAAUCAUACUUUCUACAGAUUCAAAUCUAGGGAAUUCUCCAUUGCAGUUUUCCCUUGGAGGGUGUCCAAAACAGGAAGGAAAAUGUCCGCCAAGCUUUCAAGGUACUCCUCCCUUAAUCUUGGUAUCAUUAGAUGGAUUCCGCCCUGAUUAUUUGAAAAGAGGUUUUUCCCCCACUAUCAACCGAAUUGCUCAGUGUGGUGCAAGUGCUGACUAUAUAUACCCCGUAUUUCCUUCCAAAACUUUUCCUAAUCAUAUCAGUAUUGCUACGGGUCUUAAUCCAGAAUCUCAUGGCAUAGUGGAUAACACCAUGUACGAUCCGAUAACUCAGAAAAGGUUUGAAGCCGGGAAUCCAGAUUUCUUAAAUCCCAUGUGGUACCAGAAGGAACCGAUAUGGGUAACUGCUGAAAAACAGGGUAAGAAAACGGCUUCGUUCUUUUACUUAGGAUCAGAAGUUAAAAUUAAGAAUGUGUUACCUACUUACUACAAGAAAUACGUUUCAAAAACGAGUUUUAAUGCCAGAGCUGAUCAAAUACUGCAUUGGUUGGAUCUUCCUGCUGCUGAUCGUCCUAGUUUUAUGAUGCUUUAUGCAAAUCAACCAGAUAAUGCUGGACACUGGCAUGGACCUAACUCAAAAGAAGUGAAUCAAGCUGUGAUAAAAGUGGAUCAAAUGAUUGAAAGACUCUUCUCCGGUUUACAAUCCAGAAAUUUGUUGAAUUGUGUCAAUGUCAUCAUUAUGUCAGAUCACGGUAUGUCAGACAUUGAUUGCAAUCUCGUUGUUAACAUUGGAAAGUACAUCAAUGUCUCGAAUACAGAUUCAUUUAUGGGCCCUCUUGGCAGAGUAAGCCCCAAAGACAGAAGUGAUACUAAUGCUAUCAAUAGUAUGAUAGAGAAUCUGCAGUGCCAGAGCGAACAUAUGAGAGUAUUUCCUAAACAGCAGAAUCCAGUCAGAUGGCACUAUGCAAACAAUGACAGAAUCGAACCCAUCUUCUUGCAGAUGGAUACCAACUGGAAUGUUGUCGGCUCUGAAGUAAAACCUGGAGAUGAAAUUUGUACUGGCGGUACACACGGAUACGAUAAUUACUAUCCUGAAAGUAGAGCUAUGUUCAUGGCAAUGGGUCCUUCCAUUAAACCAAACCUCAAAAUCAAGCCUUUCAUCAAUACUGAGUUAUAUGAAUUGAUGGCUGAAUUGAUUAACAUAAGGCCUGAGCCUAACAAUGGAACUCGAGGAAGUUUACACCAUAUUCUAAAAACGCCAAAGAAGUUGCCAAAUCAACAGCAGCAUGACCCACCGGCUACCGGAGUUGUUCCAACAGACAACCAAGAAUAUCACUUCAGAGUCUACGCUGCAGAUUGUUCUUGCGCGCAGGCUCAUAAACAAGUGGAGGUGUCCGAUAAAGCUUAUAGGCGAGAUCUUCAUCUUCCCUUUGGCGUUCCAUACAGCGCACAAGACAACAAUACACUUUCCUUGCUGUACAACGAAGACAAUGUAAUCGGAUAUGAUAAAAAAUAUAGAAUUCCUCUGUGGACAUCCUUCAAUCUCCAGAAAAAGAGACAUGUUUCCAAAGUGGGUACUGUUUGCUUCACCGGGGAUGCCAGAUUACCAUAUGAGGACACAGCAAAAUGUAGUGAUUAUGAUAACCCUGCUGUUAGGAAUAUGACGAUCGUUCAACGACCUCUUUACCCUAUAAGUUUCUCAGAGUCUGCAUCCGCAAUAGAACAAGGUUUACAUAUUUCAAAUUCUAUUCCUAAAUCACAGAAACACAGUUAUUAUUUGGAAACAGAAAUGAACCGAAUACUCAACGGAUGGGCUGCACAAAGUGGCUCUCUGAAUGUCGUGAUGGGUCCUGCUUUUGAUGUGUCUGCGAAUGGUUUGAAACCCUCCAUAGGAGAUAUCAUGAAGCUGCACGAAAAGUAUGGUCCGUUAGUAGUGCCAACACAUAUAUUCGUAAUAGCAACUUGGUGUUCUGAACGCAUCGACUCUUUGAAGCAUUGUGAACCAUCCAGAUUGGAGACGAAAGGAUUUUUAUUACCAAAUGACCCCUUUGUUGAGAAUUGUGAAAUUCCCAAUGACAUGAUUGAGAGGAAUUCAGCUCGAGUUGUGGAUAUUGAAAAUUUAACUGGGCUCUCAUUUUUCACGGAUCUGCCAACUUAUGACGCAAUCAGGUUGAGAACUGGAAUUCCACAAAGAUCUGUCUCUUAAAAAUUACUUUAUUCCUAAAUCCAUGUACAAUCCAUGAACUUUCAAAAAUAAAUUACAUCAUUUUUAGUUCGUAUUGUUUUGCUGAUAUUUUUUUCAAACACUUUUUUUUUACUCUGAUGUUUAAGAACACUAUUAUUUUGGGAUAGUAUUUAAGGAAUUUUCAUAAAUAAUAUAUUGAAACUUC
This is a messenger RNA of Parasteatoda tepidariorum (common house spider), 2619 nucleotides long. The record is from RefSeq and is a predicted model, not a curated record. NCBI's taxonomy places the organism in Eukaryota, Metazoa, Arthropoda, Arachnida, Araneae, Theridiidae.